GCCCCGUGAGAUCUGAGACGUUCACUGAGCCCCGCUGACAGACUGUUUUUAAACUCUCUGUUGGAGAGGGAAACGCUAGUGAAGAUGCGCUGAAGCUGAGAAACCUGCCAGGAACCCAGACUUGUUGUCUGCAGGGGUACACAGCUGUGCUGUUUUCCCAAAUAUAAGGAGCAGCAGACCGACGGAACGGUCUAAACAAUUCUUCAGAAAUGAUUCACAUUGAAGCAAAGGAUUUUCAGCCCCCGCUUUACAGCCAAAUACAGUAUAUUUAUUUACUUUUUCUCUGUUUUCAUUUAUUGGCCUUCAUCAUACAAUGAGCACGCUCCAGCAGCUGGGAACAAUGUCUUUUAUGAUGAAAAAGAAGAAGUUCAAGUUUCAAGUGCAUUUCACAUUGGAGGAGCUUACAGCAGUGCCUUUCGUCAAUGGAGUGCUUUUCUGCAAGAUCCGGCUGAUAGAUGGUGGGGACUUUGCCAUCUUGUCGUCCAGGGAGGAAGUGCAGCAGAACUGUGUUCGCUGGAGGAAGAAGUUCUCUUUCGUGUGUAAAAUGAGUGCUAAUUCAAUCACUGGAGUAUUAGACCCCUGUAUCUGCAGGGUCUCUAUACGCAAGGAGCUCAAAGGAGGAAAGACCUUCUCAAAGCUAGGUUUUGCUGAUCUCAACAUUGCAGAGUUCGCUGGUUCGGGCUCAACAGUUCGCUGCUGCAUCCUGGAGGGUUAUGACACCAAAAACACUCGACAGGACAACUCAAUCCUCAAGGUAACAAUUGGGAUGACUCUUCUGUCUGGGGAUCCCUGCUUUAAAACGCCUGCCAGCACGGCCAAAUCUGUAUCCACUGGGGAUGAGGACCCCACUCUGCAGCUGGACUGUAAGGGUGAGAGUACUGAUUCCACAGUUCAGCCAAUAGGAGGCAUGGUGGAGGGUCCUCGUGCCUUCAAACCCAGACAGUCGUCAGUACGUAGCUCAGGGCUGCCUGAGGAGGGAGAGAGUGUGUUCAGCCCAGAUGAGGUCUUUCACACUGGUCAUUUUCGCAGCUCCAGCAUUGCCAGCCAGCAAAGCAAGAUAUCAGGCUACAGCACAGCUCACUCGCGCUGCUCCAGCCUGACGGACCUCAGUCACCAUAGGAAUGCCUCCUCCAGCAGCAGCGUCUCCUGUGGGAUUGGUCAACCCUCACAGCCCCCUCCCUCCACCCCCACCCAGCCACAUGGACAAGCAACUCCCACCAAACCAGAGAGACCUCCUCCACCCUCUGCAGCAGCCCUCAUGACCAACAGAUCCUCCAGGAGAAAGAAGGGCACCAUGGAGAGGCAGCACAGCUGUGUGGAUGACACCCGCAUAGAUGCAGAUGACAUUGUGGAGAAAAUUGUCCAGAGUCAGAACUUUUCUGACAGCAGCAACAAUGAAGACAGCAACUUGAGACUGUUUGUCAGCAAAGAUGGGACCACUGCCCUCAGUGGGACACAGCUAGCCAACAGAGGAGCGUCUGGGAUUUUUGAGCCAGUGGUCAUCGAGACUCACUGAGAGAUGCAUCAACACGUCUCCACCUUCAUCAACUGGGUCAUGUUUCUGGGACAGGGUCCCAGUGGGACCCCUGUGUGGCUCAGGAAGUAAAGCGGGUUGCCCGCUAAUCGGAAGAUCGAUUCCCUGGCUCCCCCAACCUGCAUGUCGGCAAGAUACUGAACCCCAAAUAGCUCCUGAUGGCGUUGACGUGUGUGAAUGUUAAUUUCUGUUCUGAUGAGCAGUUGGCACCUUACCCUGCCAUCAGUGAAUGAAUGUGUGUGAAUGAUUGAAUGGGACGCAGUGUAAAACGAUUGGUCAGAAGACUAAAAAGGCACUAUACAAGUACAGACCAUUUACCAGUGUGUAUGUGUAUAUAUGUACAGAUUUGCCUUGAAAUAAGACUAAUAUGAUAUAGAUAUUUAUCCUUUCUAGUUUAUUUAAUUAGGUGUGUAACACACAAUUACCAUAUUUUCUUAAAUAGUGGACGGGCCUCUUGUUCCCUCUCGCUCGCUUGUUCCUCCCUGCCUGAACCCUUGAGAGUCUUUGCCAUCCCCAGAGUCCUGGUCAGAACCAUUGUAAAUCACCUCGGUACUGUAUUCCCUGACGUCAUACUGACCUCCGCUGGUCUUGGAGGCUGUGUUCUGUCCCGGUCUGGCCAUGAUCACCGGGAGGCUGCUGAACUCGGUUCGGUUGCCUGCUUGCCCAGUUUUGGUGCCCAUUCUGGACUCAAUAGGACCACUAAGGUGGUAGUAGUCUCAAUUCUUACACAUUGUACUUUUAAUGUUAUUUUAAUUCAUGUGCGUAGAUUUUAGUUUGAGAGAACUACUAUUGUAUUAAGUGACUUAAUUUCCUCCUGAGACUUCUGUCAAAAGUAGAAACUCAGAGACAGACACGAUCCUUUCAAAGCAGCCAUUUGGUUUUAACCCCCCUUUUUCUGGGCUUUAGGUGCCGGGUUCUAUUUAAGAAGAAUCUUUUCCUUUUCAUUGGGUGUGUGUCAGAGCCGUUUCUGGUUCAGCAGGUUCAUGAAGUAAUUCAUCUUCUACAUUUGCAGAAUGAUUUGUAAAAAGUAGUCAGUAUCUUUGCUCACUGUCCUCACUGACUUGAAGUGGUAUUACUACACUUCCAGUAGACCCCUUAAACAGACUUGUCAAGCGCAAUAGAUCUUUUUCACAGAAGACAUUUUGACAGUUGACAGUAGGAACAUCACAGGUGUAAAUAAUAAAAUUAAUGAUGGCUAAAUUCCAUGUAGCUGCUUCAGUUGCAGGGUCCUUGUGUUCAUGCUGGACCACUGUCACACUGUUAUGACUUGAAUAUAACAGAGCCAUCAUUGAUGUUAUCAGUAGCACCUGUGUGUUUCCUACUAUGACUAGUCAAAAUGCCCGCUGGGAAAACACUCUAAAAUCAGACCUCCCUAUGGUUAAUGUUAUUAGCUGCAGCUAUUCUUUCCAUGAAACAAUACACAUUGCAUAUAACGUAUACAAUACUUAAUUUCAAAAUUAACUGGAAGCAUCUUUACAACUACUGGUGUAGAGUGUAUUACUUUAAAAGGAGAUACAUUGCUAGUGUGACAGUUUCCUGCAUUGCCUUAGAACUGAGGCAGGUCACUGACUCAGCAGUGUCCUAAGUUUCAAUAAAUCCCUGACUUCGUCUGUAACCCGAUUCACUGUACAGGGAUUCACUAUGUCCAUUACUGAAAAGGGACCAGUCUGAAACGCACCAAGUGAAACUUUGACCAGUGCUAACUGCACAGAUUACUUGAACGACUACUGCAUUGUGGGAAUUGUAGUGCAACACUGAAAUAAUGGUUCAUUCAGGAUGGCCUUCUCAACUCGUUUACUACCAGGAGGUAUUACCAACUAACAAAAUACAGGACAGCACAUACCAGCGGUAAAAUCAGACCAUGAAACCCAGUGUUUCACUAGAACACAUGGAACAGGAAUAUUAGUAUAUUCUUAUAACUUAUAUUUCUCAUCACAAGGCAUAAACACGUGUAAUCAUUAUCAUCAUUUUCAGGCUGCUAACGGGAACAAACAGAAGGGUUUACCGUAUGUCUGUGUCCAUCAGUUACAUCCCACAGAGGCUUUUCACUGGUCCAGUUCAUGUGAUGGAUGUACCACUGACUGAUGACCACACAAGUCAAAAAUGAUUUUAUCUUGGGAUCAUUUUCUGACUUUACGAGUUGACAAGGACUCACUGAAUGCAGCACGUGAGCUAUCAAAGGCUCUUACAGAGGCAGACGUCCUCCAGACAGACUGAGUCAAAAUCAGCCUGGUCCUGGAAUUGAAGCUUUUAUCCUUUUAAUAUAUUUUGAUGUUAUUUGCUCACUGAGUAUACAUACUUAUCCUACUAUUUUGCACAUGUGUACUCUCUGAGGAGGAUUGUUUGAAACCACUAAAAAGACACGGAGGUGGUACGGUUGUCUAAAAUGACGUAUAACAUGUUCUGUUUUUAGAUUUCUUUAUUUCUUUUAAUUUCGAUGCUAUUGUUAUUGGACAAAAUGUAUUUUAGUGAAUCUGUCAUAGCCUGUGUUCAUAUGGCUGGCCAUAUGUAACCUCCCAAUCUCUGCACUUGCGAUACUUAUGCUCUGGUAAACUAACUUGAUUUUAGCAGCACAACAAGCUGUAAACACAACAUUGACACACAUUAUGAGGGUGUUACGGCUAACAUGUUAACACUUUUACAGCAAACAGCCUAUUUACGCACCCAGCAGACAGAAAGCAACAUUAGCAUUUGUUGUGUUUAUGUUCACCUGAUGAAUUAAAGUCCAAUAUUCACUCUCCUUUUUACUCUGGUUUGGUCUCCUCCAAAUCCUGAGAAAAAUUAAGCAGCUAAAUUCUCCUCUAUGUUCACCUGCUAGUUGUUACAGUGGGAUUAUCAGAGCAGAUUUAGCUGAAAACUUCAGGUGCUGGAAAUGGGGUUGAGGAGAGCAUGGCCUGUGGACCGGAAAACCAAAACAAAGAGCUAGAAGAAGCUAAAAAGCUCUGUAGAGUUGUAUGUCUGUAGGUUUGUCACUACAAGUGACCAAUUUAACAUUACUCAAAGUCGUUUGAUCCGAUGUUAAUAUUUAAAAGCCAUAAGUGCAGCUUUAAGGUACAAUAUUUCAAUUUCAUUGAUUGUAUUUUACUGUUGAUUCACUUGAGAAUCACAGCUUGCGAUAUUUUAAGUCAAUAAGUCAACUUAAUUUAGCCAACUAUCACUGAGAGAGGUUCAGAUUAAUGGACCCAAGAAGAAUACUGGGUUCUUAUUUGCUGCUGCCCUGCCUACAUUCUGGAAUCACACAGCACACUAUUUACCAAAAGAGACUAACUCGAGGCAGAACUCAUUGCACUUUGUACUUUUAGGCGGAUUUUAUUUUGUGAGGGUGUCACAUUACACUACAGGACUGUUACUCAUAGUAGAUUACCAAGAAAUUCUUAUAUUCAAUAUCAUUGUCAAUUUGUGUCCCUGUCACUUUGUGUAUAGAGCUAACAGUGAUACUGUAGGCCUGGUGCUGUAGUGAGGUCAGCUCCACAGCUGCAGCAGUAUAAAGCCCCUGGUGUACCACGACUGACAAUAUACAAUAGACCUCACCCUCAAGGACUCACUUGUGCUUGUGUUUCUGUAGUAUGUGUAUGGUACUGUGUAUGUGAAUGUACCACAAUAUGCAUGCAGGCCAUGCAUGUUUGACUGAAAAUGUUCCUUUUUUUUUCUCUGUGUGAGGUCCAUCAAAUCCUGGUUAAAACUGGUUAAAUACUGCAUACAUACUGGGAUCAAUUGUAGGCAAACAGAGGGGAUACUGGGGAUAACUGCCGUUUAAUGGUUCACAUGGAGUUCCACUUCACACCAGAGUCUUGAUUGCCAUCCAUACUUCAGCACAAAAUCAGGAAUGUAUAUAUGCCUAUAAAAAUAUUUCCCAAUCCCCCAUGGUCAGUUCUUUAAACAAAUGUGAUAUUCUCUGUCUUUUUCAGUAGCAGUCAAUAUUUAUCAUUUCGUGGUUAUAAAAAUAGUUACAUCUACAGUAUCUAUGUACAUGUCCUAUGUCCCUGUAAAUAUAGAAUGUGAGGAGUUCCACUCAGACAACCAUGGUUGCACAUGUAACCCUCCAAUAUAUUUUCUUUUUACUUUCAGACCAGCAGGCUGGUUUACAGAUUUGCACGGAAUUAUACAUAAAGCUAAUAUUGUAUUGUGAGAUGGGACUGAAGGGAUCUUAUUAUUAUUUACAGUGAAUGGUGUGGGAAUAUACUUUCAGUAAAGGGAAAACUUGUGUUGGUGAAUUGGUGUAAUCUGCUACUGUGAUUUGUUUUAGAAAUACUUAUUCUUUCCUUUGUACUUUUGGACCAUGUGUAACCUGUGAAAUUAUUAAUCACAUUUAUAAAUUAAUGCUCUUUUUGAAAGUUGAAAGUUUUCUUUCUUUUGAUUCCUGAUACUGACUUUAUUUGCAUAGGAAGGUGAUUAUGGUGAAGAGAAUCUAAAAAAUAUUUUAACUUUUGUAAUUUACUAAAUUCCAGCUCAGCUUGGCCUUACUUUACUUUUAAAAUUCCAAAUACAAAUAUUUUCUUGUAUUAAAAUGCUGGGAAAUACAUGUAAAGAUCACAUGAAGAGUUUAGAUGGUCUGUCUGAUUAAUAAGUGUAUGUAAACAAUUGCAGUGUGGAGGAGCAGUGAAUUAUGUGAAAAAUGUGCAUACCAAAUAAAGGGUAAAGCCUGGAAUCUAAA
Molecule: messenger RNA, 6188 nt
Organism: Micropterus salmoides (largemouth bass)
Lineage: Eukaryota; Metazoa; Chordata; Actinopteri; Centrarchiformes; Centrarchidae
Gene: eeig1b
Product: family with sequence similarity 102 member Ab
Exons: 12
Coding region: 314-1516 (400 amino acids)
Source: RefSeq, a predicted model, not a curated record